AUGGCUGCUCGUCGUAGAGUUCGAACUCUUGAAGAUUUGAAUGAAGACUACAAUGGUGGGGGUUGCACGUUCGAACAAUUUAAUCGAACACAUCCUCCCACCUUUGAUGGAAGAGGUAAUGCGAACGCUGCGGAAUAUUGGAUACAAGACAUUGAAGAAAUAUUUGGUGUUUUGGAUUGUACCGAUCAGCAAAAAGUCAAGUUCGCAGCAUUCAAACUAUCUGGAGAAGCAAAGAGAUGGUGGAAUUCUGAGAAAGUUAUCAGGGAAGCUGAGGGGAUUGGGGCCGAUAGGGAUGCAAGAGCCCGAGAGUUCACCAAUUUGGUGCAAGGGACCAUGACUGUGCGCCAGUAUGCUGCAAGGUUUGCAGAAUUAUCACGUUUUGCUGCAUACUUGAUUCCCAAUGAGGAGAAAAAGACUAGGAAGUUUGAAGAAGGUUUGAACUACAGGAUCUAUGAGCGGGUGAUGGUCUUACAGAUUCAGAAUUUUUCAAAAUUAGUGCACAAGGCGACGCUAGUUGAACAGAAUCUUAAGAGGGGUGCUGAAUUGCAAGAACAGAGGAAGAGAGCGGCUCCGCAAGGGUUUCCUAGUUCGGAUCAAGGGAAGGAAGUGGGAUCAUGUUUCAAAUGCGGUAAAGAUGGGCAUUUCAUUAGAGAAUGUCCAUUGCUUGCGGAGAACAAUAGAAGGCCCAACCCACCCCAAAACUUCAGGCCGAAUAGUCAAGGCAACAAUCAGCGGAGGACGGUACCUGCUCGGGUGUUUGCUUUGACACCGGGAGAAGCUGAGGACAAGGAGGAUGUCAUCACAGGUAUAAUUCUCUAG
Messenger RNA from Juglans microcarpa x Juglans regia, 819 nucleotides. RefSeq lists its product as uncharacterized. The record is from RefSeq and is a predicted model, not a curated record. Gene Ontology annotation, molecular function: zinc ion binding; nucleic acid binding. Bases 1 to 819 code for a protein of 272 amino acids. Lineage: Eukaryota; Viridiplantae; Streptophyta; Magnoliopsida; Fagales; Juglandaceae. The transcript has 3 exons.